AUGCCGCUAAGCCUGGAGCGACGGGCCCCGCCCUUCCCCCGGCCCCCCUCCCCCUCCCCUGCACCCCCCCAACCGCGCCUCCAGGGCUUCUGGACCCCGCGGCCGCGCUGUCUCCGCCCUCCAGCUCCCGGGGGUGCCGGCGCGGCCAGUCUCUCCGCUGCAGAGUCCGGCGGGGCCGCAGCCCGUGCAUCCUGCUCCCGGCGGCUCCGCCGCAGUCUCAGUUCCGGACCUGCAGGACAGAAAAGGGAAACCCGAGUCGGUGCCCUUUGUCCUGGGAGCAGCGGCUUCGUGGGGAGCUGGUGGAGCGGGGGCGCACGCAGGACAGCACGGGCCAGGCCGGGACGGGGCGUCUGCGCCGAGAAACGUCUCCCCGGGAGCCCCAGGGUCGCCCGCGGGCCUUCCACUGACGGGAGGAGGCCACUGGCGGGCCGGGGUCGCCCUCGGAGACGGACUGACGGAGACACGAGCGCAGCUGCCGCUGCCGCCCAGACCGAGUCCACUAGUGGGGCCGGAGCCCCGAGCAAAUCCCGCCCGGGCAGAAGCCUCUCGCAGGGGAGCGGCUCCCUUUGGCAGAAGCUGCACAGCCGUGGGGCGGCGAGUCUGAGAACCCGCGGGACCAGGUCAUGCUGGAUAACGGCUAAUGAACAGCGCCCGAUGUUGACGAAGCUCAGGGUGACCAGGAGUUCGGAUGCUGCUCCUCUAACAGAAGUGGACCUGACUGUCGGGAUCAGCUUGGUCUCCAUCGCCUGCUGUCCUGCUGGGGAGCAUGGGGGCUGCUGUUUGCUGAUGCUGCUGGUCACAGGCGCAGGAGCCUCAGAGGCUGCAUCUAGAAAAAGAGUGUGGGAGCGCAUGUGUGUGUGUGUGUCUGUAGGUAAAUCCUGUGGUGGUUGGUAGCAAGUACUGAGAGAAUGACAAUAUUGUCAAAGAUGUAUUCUUGAUUAAAAUUUUGAUGAUAAAUGGCUUACACUGAAUGUUAGGCAAAUAAUUAUUGAAUAAGAAAAACCCAUGUAAGAAUGGUCAAAUACACCAAAGCAUCUCUGUGUAUAGGCAAUUGCAUUUGAUAAAAUAUGUGUUCAAUGAGUAAUCCAUUUUAAAUUUUGGAAACUCCCUCUGCAGCGCCGGUUCGAUCCCCGGCUGCUCCCCGGCCACCAGAGGAGGGUCCUGUAUGGCGCACAGACCUCCCCUGCCGCCCG
Molecule: messenger RNA, 1193 nt
Organism: Talpa occidentalis (Iberian mole)
Lineage: Eukaryota; Metazoa; Chordata; Mammalia; Eulipotyphla; Talpidae
Product: translation initiation factor IF-2-like
Exons: 4
Coding region: 1-894 (297 amino acids)
Source: RefSeq, a predicted model, not a curated record